This is a messenger RNA of Sphaerulina musiva SO2202, 915 nucleotides long. RefSeq names its product proteasome maturation factor UMP1. Gene Ontology annotation, cellular component: nucleus; cytoplasm. NCBI's taxonomy places the organism in Eukaryota, Fungi, Ascomycota, Dothideomycetes, Mycosphaerellales, Mycosphaerellaceae. The record is from RefSeq and is a predicted model, not a curated record. Gene Ontology annotation, biological process: proteasome assembly. The transcript has 2 exons. The coding region runs from base 152 to 634 and encodes 160 amino acids.
CAUCACCACCUUCACGCCAUCACCAGAUCAGACUCGCCAAGGCCAAACAAUACAGCGCCAUCUGUGAUUAAGCCAUCUACCAACAGUGCAGUCCAAAAGCGCUUCCAUCAUCGUCGAAUUACAACUCGAGCACCGCUCAAACACCAGAGCCAUGUCUCUCCGCAUUGUCCCUUCUUCCAACAACCCUUCCCACUCACAUGCCAACAUUGGCGCCCCUUCUGCGCCAGGUGUCCACGACACUUUGCGGGCCAACCUCAGUCUCAGCACACCUGCCCCGAAAACAACCUCAUCCGGCGCAUCAAUAACCCUCCAAUCCGCCCACCCUCUCGAGAACCGCCUCUCUAACUGGCGGAACCAACAAGACAGCCUCAAAUACAACCUUCUCCGUCAGCAGUAUGGAAUUGCAGAGCCCGUCAAGCGUCAAAUGGAACUAUCGAUUGUACGCGCUGGAGAGUGGAGACCUAGUAUCUUGGGAGGAGGAUUUGGGGCGGGAAUGGGUGGAGUCCAUGCGGACGUGUUGAGCGGACGAGACUGCGAAAUCAGUUGGGAAGAUGUGUUUACUGGGGAGGAAUUGAGAGAUUCGGUGGACUUUCACUCGGAGAUGGAGGGAAGGUUUAAGAUGAACGUCUGGUAGAGAGGAUAUAUAUUUCUCUCGAGAACCACUCUUGCUGGGUCCGAGACAUAGAAUGGUGUAAAAUGGCGAGGACCUUACCAAGUUUUGGGAAAUCCUGCUACGGUUCCUUCUUACAUAUGCUGGGUGAACAUCCAUACCGCCUAGAAUGGUCGGUGCAUAGAUGGAGUCGCGGCUAGGCGUUUGCUGUAUAAUAUCAUUUGUGCUCGUGCCCGCAUAGUGCUGAGAUGGCUACUGUCACUGCAAGGCUAACCGGAGUGAUAUCGAAUGUAUAAGAAAGAUUU